Messenger RNA from Oppia nitens, 3647 nucleotides. It is a transcript of the gene alpha-Man-IIa, whose product is annotated as alpha-mannosidase 2-like. NCBI's taxonomy places the organism in Eukaryota, Metazoa, Arthropoda, Arachnida, Sarcoptiformes, Oppiidae. Gene Ontology annotation, biological process: mannose metabolic process; N-glycan processing; protein deglycosylation. The coding region runs from base 281 to 3637 and encodes 1118 amino acids. Gene Ontology annotation, molecular function: alpha-mannosidase activity; carbohydrate binding. The transcript has 8 exons. Gene Ontology annotation, cellular component: Golgi membrane. The record is from RefSeq and is a predicted model, not a curated record.
UUUUGCCGAUCAUUGCAUUGAAUGAUUGAAUGCAUAUUAAUAUUAGACAUGCAUUGAGUAAAUGAUGUGAUAAAAAACAUUUGCAAUAUUUAGUGAUCUAUUGAUUAAAAAUUAAAUGAUUUUUUGUAGUGAUUUGUCUUUUGAUUGAUUAAACUAAACAACCAAUUGAUGACUCAUUUUCUGGUCGUAUAUAUGUUUGGAUGUGUUUUCUUUAGAUAUAUUUCUCAUCAAAGGUGUUAUAUGUGAUUGUAAUGGUUGUGGUUGUUGUCCAUUGGAAAAGAUGUACCGAUUGACCAAAAAAAAGUCAACGCGUUCUCUAUAUUUGACUAUUAUUUUGGUUUUUCUUAUUUCACUUUUUACUGCAUUUGUCUAUUACUUUGUACUUAUCGAUGAACUUGAAAUUAAACCGAAAACUAUUGUCAAUAAUAAUGAUAAUAUAGAAAAACAAAUCAAUUACAGAUUGUCUGGUCUUGAAUUAGGUCUUAAACAGAAUAGAGAUCUAUUGAAAAGUAUUCGCUAUAAAUUAGAUAAAGUAUUUAAAGAUAUUAAUGAAAACAUUAACAAACAAAAUGAAGAAAUUGAAAUAUUAGACUACAUUCGCGAUAACUCUAUCUGUUUGUCGAAAAAGUCAGAAAAUGUAUUUAAAUCAAAUAUAUCGCUAAGUGAUGUCUAUGAAGAGCUUAAGUUUGAUAAUACGGAUGGAGGAGUUUGGAAACAGGGUUGGGAACUCAUAGUUAAUGAAACGGCAUUUACUAAAGCAAACAAAUUGAAAGUGUUUGUAGUACCGCACAGUCACAAUGACCCAGGUUGGAUUAAAACAUUUGACAGAUAUUUUAGAGAACAAACCAAACAUAUUUUAGAUAAUUCAGUAAAUAAAUUGAGUCAAAAUACAAAACUUAAGUUUAUUUGGGCCGAAACUAGUUAUUUAAGCGCGUGGUGGGAGACAGUCAAAGAUGACCAAAUGAGGGUUAAGAUGAAGCAAUUGGCAGAAUCCGGUCAACUUGAGAUCGUUACCGGCGGGUGGGUUAUGAAUGAUGAGGCAAAUGUUCACUAUUUUGCAAUAAUUACACAAUUAGUUGAGGGACACGAAUGGCUUAUGGAUCAUUUGGGAGUUAAACCUAAAUAUGGUUGGGCUAUUGAUCCAUUUGGUCUCUCACCUACAAUGGCUUUUAUUCUUAAAGAAAUGGGAUUUGAAGGAAUGGUAGUUCAAAGAGUGCAUUACGCUAUCAAAAAAUAUUUAGCUUAUAAUAAACAACUUGAGUUUCGUUGGCGACAAUCCUGGGAAAGUAAUGUCGACAAUGAUAUAGUAGCGCACAUCGAGCCCUUCUAUUCAUAUGAUGUCCCGCACACGUGUGGUCCCGAUCCGAAAAUUUGUUGUCAAUUUGACUUCAAACGAUUGCCGCCAUCACGUGUCAAAUGUCCGUGGAAAGUACCGCCACAGAAGAUUACCGAUAAUAAUAUUCAUCAAAGAUCUCUUUUACUUUUGGAUCAGUACCGAAAAAAAUCUAUGCUCUAUAAAACAAAAUCACUUUUAGUUCCCAUAGGGGAUGAUUUUCGUUUUGAUAAAACUGAUGAAUGGGAUUUACAGUCAGAAAAUUAUCAAAAAUUGUUUGAUUAUAUGAAUUCAAGACCUGAAUUCAAUGUUGAAAUAAAAUUUGCGACAUUAAGUGAUUAUUUUGAAUCACUUAAAGGACAAACUAAUUUGCCAACACUUACGGGUGAUUUCUUUACAUAUAGUGAUAGAGAUGAUCACUAUUGGAGCGGAUAUUAUACCUCAAAGCCUUUUUAUAAGCGUUUUGAACGUAUUUUAGAGUCUCAUCUGAGAAGUACUGAAAUUAUCUAUUCAUUGGCAACGAUUGUUAAUCAUCACUCUAUUGAUCGACUUAACGCAUUGUUACCAAUGUUUGUCUACGCGCGACAAAAUUUAGCACUAUUUCAACAUCACGACGGUAUCACUGGAACAGCUAAAGAUGUUGUUGUCAAUGAUUACGCUAAUCGUAUGUUUAAAUCAUUGGAAAAUUUGGAGAAAAUCAGUGCCCAAUCCAUAAUAAAUUUAUUGCAUUACGAGACCAAUGAUUUAAAUGAACUAAAAUUUGUUGAUAAACUUCCCAAUUCAUACACACCAUCCGUUAAGACUGUAUUCACAAUUGAUAACAACGAUCAGAUUUGGUAUUUUGUAAUAUUUAAUUCAUUGGGAUUCUCAACGCAUGAAUUGGUUUGUAUUCAUGUGAAACCUAUUUUGAAUAAUUGGUGUAUUAAAGAUAAUGAUGGCAUUCAAGUGGAAAACAUUCAAAUUAACAAAGUUUGGGCAAUGGAUAAGCUAUUAGAUGAUAGAAUUGAGGCCUGUUUUACAAUUCAUAUGAAGGCAUUGAGUUUAGUUCAAUAUAGUGUUGAAGUUUGUAAUGAUAUUAAAAGUCAUCGGACGCCAAGUGCUGUCACUUUAUAUAAUUUCGAUAAUAAAUACAAUAAUAUAACCGAAAACAUUAUAUCAUAUGAUGAAACACCCACUGAAAUACACUUAGAAACCGAUAACAUUGGACUUAAAUUUAGCGGCGCUGACGGUAUGCUCCGUCAGAUGACUAUCAAUGACAUGACAAUAAACUUGAGGAUGAAAUUCAUGACAUACGGUACUCGACCCGGAAGUAAAAAAGUUCAGAAGAGUGGCGCUUAUAUAUUUCUUCCCGACAAUGAAAACGCUCAGGACUUGGUUUACAGCAAUUGCAAGAUUAGGAUUACUAAAGGAAAUAUUUUGACCAAAUUUGAGACAAUCAUUGAAAAACCAAUACCUAUUAGACAUCAAAUCGCUGUAAUUAAAGACAAGAAAUAUAUUGAAAUGGAAAAUGAAUUUCUAAUAACUCAUUCUCUGUUUGGAAAUAAAGAACUAAUGAUCCGAUUCUUUAGUGAUAUAGAAAACAGUGAUAUUUUUUAUACGGAUCUCAAUGGGUUUCAAAUGAUUAAACGCAAACGUUAUACUAAAAUCCCACUCCAAGGAAAUAUUUAUCCAAUGCCUACCACUGUUUAUAUUGAAGAUGAAAUGCAUCGGUUAAGUGUCUUAUCGGGACAACCAUUGGGAACGACGAGUCCUCGAUCGGGUUGGGUCGACAUCUUUUUGGACAGACGUCUUCUUCAAGAUGAUCAAAGAGGUCUUAAUCAAGGAGUUGUCGAUAAUAGGAAAACUCGAGAGACAUUUAAAUUAUUAUUAGAAAGAGUAUCAACAGUACCAUCGCGUGUCCCACAAGAAUUGAAACCAACAUUAGAAUCACAAUUAGAAUUACAGAAGUUGUUGACACCACCCGUACUAAUGUACAGCACUUUUAAAAGUACAUUAAGUGAGGUUUACUUUUUACACAAUCCAUUUCCAUGUAAUAUACAUCUCAUGAAUUUAAGACGUUCCUCGAAAGGUAACAAAUAUAACCUCUUUUUGCACCGAUGGGCCGUUUCCUGUGAAGCUAAGUGUGCCAAUGCUUCGGCUAUUGAACUGACUAAACAUUUCUCACCGAUAGUCACCAAAUCUUUGCAACCAUUGAUUAGUCGCAUGAGUUUAUCAGCACUUUAUGAAAAAGAGUCCGAUAUCUCAAUUGAUAGCAAACUAAAUAUCAAUGAAAUGCAUAUAAAUGUAUAUCAAUUGCAAACAUAAAGCAUUUAUU